This is a messenger RNA of Triticum dicoccoides, 2210 nucleotides long. RefSeq names its product wall-associated receptor kinase 3-like. Lineage: Eukaryota; Viridiplantae; Streptophyta; Magnoliopsida; Poales; Poaceae. Gene Ontology annotation, biological process: protein phosphorylation; cell surface receptor signaling pathway. Gene Ontology annotation, cellular component: plasma membrane. The record is from RefSeq and is a predicted model, not a curated record. Bases 832 to 1998 code for a protein of 388 amino acids. Gene Ontology annotation, molecular function: ATP binding; protein serine/threonine kinase activity. The transcript has 3 exons.
GUCGACCUAGCUAUAUCCAAGCAGAGUAUCCAGAGAAGAAAACACACAUCAAGAAUGGCAUUAGCAGCCGCCGUUCUGUUCCUGCUGAUGCUGUUACAUGUGCUGGUAGUGGCACCCGCGUCAGCUCGACGGCGGCCGCCCGUGGCGCGGCCGGGCUGCCGCGACAGCUGCGGCAACAUCACCGUUUCAUACCCCUUCGGCAUCGGCGCCGGUUGCUACCGCGACGAUGGCCGAGCUGGCUUCCAGCUCGAGUGCCACGGCUCCCCUCCGCGCCUCACCGUCAGUGGCUUCGACCACCACCUCGCGGGCCUCUCCCUCGCGUCCGGCGAGGCCCGCGCCUACCUCAACGCGACGCGGGAGUGCUUCAGCUCCACGCGGGAGUGCCUCGCGGGCCUCUCCCUCCGUUUCUAAAUAUUUGUCUUUUUAGAGAUUUCAAAUGGACUAUCACAUACGGAUGUAUGUAGACAUAUUUUAGAGCGUAGAUUCACUCAUUUUGCUUCGUAUGUAGUCAUUUGUUGAAAUCUCUAGAAAAACAAAUAUUUAGAAACGGAGAGAGUAAUUUGGAACGGAGGGAGUACAUUUUUGUGAUUUGUUUGAACAAAUGAUGUUGAAAUUGCUUUGCAAACUGAAGACAUCGACGAGUGCCAUCUCAAAGACGAAUACCCGUGCUACGGUGUGUGCACAAACACGCCGGGGAGCCACACUUGCCAAUGCCCACCGGGUACAAGUGGAGGUGCCACCGCCAAGAACGGCUGCAGGCCAAAGGACAAUUUCACCUUAGCUCUGAAAACCGUCAUAGGAGUCAGCGUUGGGGUAUUCUUGUCGGUGUUCAUGUGCUUCUGGCUCUACUUGGGGCUCCAGAAGAGGAAACUGAUCAAAGCAAAGCGGAACUUCUUCGAGCACAAUGGAGGCGUCAUCUUGCAACAGCAGAUGCGUUCCAAUAGAGGUACCUCUGUAGGAGGCGGCGGCGGGUUCAAGAUAUUCUCGGAAGAAGAGCUCGAGAAGGCCACCAACAACUUCGCCACAGACCAGGUCCUCGGACGCGGCGGCCAUGGAAUAGUCUACAAGGGCGUCUUGGAGGACGAGACUGUGGUGGCGAUCAAGAAGUCUAAGAUGAUGGAGAAGUCCGAUAUCAGGGAGUUCGCGAGGGAGAUGCUCAUUCUCUCCCAGAUCAACCACCGUAACAUCGUCAAGCUGCUUGGUUGUUGCCUUGACGUGGAGGUGCCGAUGUUGGUCUACGAGUAUGUCUCAAAUGGCACCCUCUACCACUUCAUCCACGGGAAGGAGCUUAACAACGACACAGCCUUGGACACCCGUCUCCGCAUAGCCGCAGAGUCGGCAGAGGCAUUGGCGUACAUGCAUACGUCGGCCUCACCGCCGAUCCUCCACGGAGAUGUCAAGACCGCCAACAUCCUCCUCGACAGCAACCUCACCGCCAAAGUCUCGGACUUUGGGGCAUCGAAGCUGGCGCCGAGCGAUGAGGUCCAAAUCGCAACACCGGUGCAGGGCACUUGCGGGUACCUGGACCCAGAGUACCUCAUGACAUGCCAGCUAACAGACAAAAGUGACGUGUACAGCUUCGGCGUCGUGUUGCUGGAGCUCUUGACUGGAAAGAAAGCGAUAUGCUUCAGUGGGCCGGAGGAUAGGAGCCUCGUGUCGCGCUUCAUAGCGGCCGUGAAAGCCGGCACGCAUGAGAAGCUCCUGGACGUCCAGGUGAGGAAGGAAAUGGGGCCCGAGGCGUUGGAAGAAGUCACCCACAUCGUGACCCGGUGCGUGAGCGUGAGCGGGGAAGAGCAGCCGGCCAUGAAGGAGGUGGCGGAGAGGCUGGAGGCGCUAAGGAGGUACCAGCGGCGCCCGUGGGGUCAAGUUGGUGGCAGUGAUUUGGAGGAAGGGCAGAGCUUGUUUGGAAGGGAUAUGGAACGGGGUGUGGAGUACAUGUUUGGGCCUCAAGAUGUCCUUGAUCUUGAAGGGGGUAGCACAUAUACUUUAAGCUUGUAGACUGUGUUUGUUCUUUCGCAAAGGCGAGGAAAGGCACCGUGACACCAUCAGGGAGGAAGGCAAGUUCAUCACGCCUGUGCCGGGUUUCGAGCUCCCGCCCCUUCCACCGAACGCUCCCUAUGAAGAGAUCACAUCACAGAGCGUUCAUGCAUGCAUUCCGUGGCAUUGACCAUCACUAGGUCUGUUCAAAGAUGCUUAAUAUAUAUUGUUCA